Molecule: messenger RNA, 311 nt
Organism: Amoebophrya sp. A25
Lineage: Eukaryota; Dinophyceae; Syndiniales; Amoebophryaceae
Source: the annotation of a GenBank genome assembly
GCAGAAAGUGUAGGGCUAUGGUUGAUCUAUUGAGAGGCUCAUCUCAUCUUAGCUCUUUCCACUCUUCACCUCUUUCGCUUCACUCUCUCCUUCACUCCUUGACUGUUCUGGCACUUACCUGACGCUUAAACCGUUACUGAGAGCCUCUAAGAAUUCUAAGCCCAAAGCUGGACCUGAGGGGGCUCCUGCAGGUAGAACAAUAGGCGGCCCAAAAGAAAUUAUACGUGAAGACAUAUUUCGUUGUAGGACUGAAGUACAGGAGAAGGGCAGCACGGGAGGAAUGCAGAAAGCUCCACCUAGCGCACCUACAC